ACCAAUAAGCCUUCUGAUCUCUGAUAAAUCAGUAAAUAUACCACCAUGGCACCGUCCACUGAAACACGAUGGCACUGAUGGUGUCCGAGUCAAAACAGCGAACCACCAUCCCAAAUUCUUCCUGACUUAGAUUCGAAGGUGGGAAGGAUCGAUCAGUGACUCGGAUUGAACCAAAUUGAACUGACUAUCAACAGAUUGACUGAACGGCCUACCCUAAACUACGUACACCUCUAAUCACCUGACCUCUAAACUCGUUAUAACCAUUCCUCGUCUCGGUUCUGAGAGUCGCGCCAACAUGGCAAGUCUAAAAAGUUCAAGUUCCUUCAUCACACCCUUGACGUUCGACGUUUGUGACCGUUUUGAUGUCCGAGUCAGAGAUGUAGAUAUCCACGGACACCCCACGACUAUCUGCUUACAAACUUCCCCGAACUCGAAUCAAUGUUUUAAACUUCCUAGAUGAGUGGUCACAUCCAUCGAUAGACGCGCGUAGACCUUGCCCAGAGUGCCUUACCUAUGGAUCCUCAACCGGACAAUCUGCUCGAGCGGAGGGAGAGAUUCAUUCUAGUCACAGCCGACUGAUCGGUAACUGGUCAUCCUUCUUCCCGAUCAAUCUUGCCCAACGUUCUCGAACGGACACUCAGGAAGAGAGUGAGAGAGU
Molecule: messenger RNA, 658 nt
Organism: Serpula lacrymans var. lacrymans S7.9
Lineage: Eukaryota; Fungi; Basidiomycota; Agaricomycetes; Boletales; Serpulaceae
Exons: 1
Coding region: 296-460 (54 amino acids)
Source: RefSeq, a predicted model, not a curated record